This is a messenger RNA of Manduca sexta (tobacco hornworm), 429 nucleotides long. RefSeq lists its product as uncharacterized. Bases 1 to 429 code for a protein of 142 amino acids. The transcript has 3 exons. The record is from RefSeq and is a predicted model, not a curated record. NCBI's taxonomy places the organism in Eukaryota, Metazoa, Arthropoda, Insecta, Lepidoptera, Sphingidae.
AUGUAUGAUAAUAAAGGUCAAUUUAGGUCUCAUUUUCAAGAUUUUGUAGCCGUUAUUGACGUUGAAAGUUUAAUGGGCGAUGCAAUUAAAUAUAUUUAUGAUCCCGAAGUACUACAGUUUGUUGGUUUCAUGUCUAAUCCUCAAUUGAAGAAAAUAUCAAAAAUGACAUCUGGAAAAGGAGUCACUGGUCUCAUUGAGGAGUUGAUGAAGACUUUACCUUUGGAAGACAUGAAGAAAUUGUUUGAGAUAAAACUAGAAAGUAGCGCUGAAGUGGCUCAACUCUUCGACACAAUUAAUUCCGAAGAAGUUUUAGGUAUACUCAGACGUAUGUCGAAGAAUUUAACGUUUUUGGACUUUAAGAGUAGUUUCAAAUUGUGUUACCUGUGCCGGCGGCAGGACGCGAACUCAUUACAAAAGUCGUUUAUAUAA